Molecule: messenger RNA, 2159 nt
Organism: Nerophis ophidion (straightnose pipefish)
Lineage: Eukaryota; Metazoa; Chordata; Actinopteri; Syngnathiformes; Syngnathidae
Product: hyaluronan and proteoglycan link protein 1-like
Exons: 4
Coding region: 156-1181 (341 amino acids)
Biological process (GO): cell adhesion
Molecular function (GO): hyaluronic acid binding
Source: RefSeq, a predicted model, not a curated record
UCAAGACCUCGGAGGGGCCCAAACUUUCCAGUAGCAUCAAAGGUGGCUGCUGCACCGAAAAGAAGAUUCCAGCCCAAAAUUUAAUAAUAAGCGCCAAGUAUUAACAUUACAUUUUUGAUUUCAUUUUGAAUUACUACUAAAGAAAAAAAGACAACAUGACGAGUCUGCUGUACAUCACCUUGCUCGCCUUAACCCUGGCAGGCAGUGUGUACACUCAGCUGACGGACAUUGAUGCACCAUAUUCAGUUAAGGUGACCGCCGACCUUGGGGCCACCGUCACAUUGCCAUGUCGUCUUCCAGGAAGUGCUCAGAGCUUCUUCGGCGUCGGCAUUCGAGUCAAAUGGACCAAGGUAGAGGAGGAUGAGGCUCUGAAUGAAGACGUACUGCUUUCCAUGGGCUUCCACAAGAUGACCUACGGCAGCUUCGAGGAUCGCGUCCACCUGCAGGAGCUGGAUAGUGAUGAUGCUUCCUUGGUGAUGACUGACGUCUCGACCGAUGACACUGGAAAAUAUCGCUGUGAGAUCAUUAACGGGAUGAUGGACACUGUACAAGAGGUUGAACUGGAGGUGCGAGCUGGCCUCCUUGAUGGUGUGGUGUUUCCCUACUUUCCACCUCUCGGCCGCUACAGCUUUAACUUCGAUGAGGCGAUGCAAGCUUGUUUGGAUCAGGAAGCAACGAUCGCCACCUUUGACCAGUUGUUCGAUGAAUGGAAAGGCGGACUGGACUGGUGCAAUGCUGGCUGGCUGCAUGAUGGCACCGUGCAGUAUCCCAUCACAAAGCCAAGAGGGCCCUGCGGCGGCGCCAACAGCAUAGCUGGCGUCAGAAACUAUGGAAAGCGUGACAAAUACCUGAGCCGCUUUGACGUGUUCUGCUACUCUCCCAUCUUGAAGGGACGUUUCUACUGGCUAACGCAGCCUAACAGCCUCACCUUCGACGAGGCAGUGCAGGCUUGCAUUGACGACGGCGCAGAGAUCGCCAAGGUGGGCCACAUGUUCUCUGCGUGGAAGCUCGAAGGCUAUGAUCGCUGCGACGCCGGCUGGUUGGCCGACGGCAGCGUCCGCUACCCAAUCUCCCGACCCCGCAAGAACUGCAGCCCCACGGAGGCUGCAGUGCGCUUUGUUGGUUUCCCAGACAAGCAGCAGAAGCUCUUUGGUGUCUACUGCUACAAAGCUGAACCCUGAGUGGGUGAAGUAAAAGCCAUGGCCACCAAAGAGCUGCUAGCACAUUCCAAAAUAGUAACGAAUCUUUGGAUCGUGACUAGUACGAACAUCAUAACAUCCAGAAAUUGUGGUUACCUAUAAGAAGCAUUUACUGCACAGCUCACUACCAUAUGCAAUAGUUGCUAAAAAAAAAAUGCAUGCAUGUCAAACAUCAAUGUUGCAAUAUGAACUAUUUGCCAGAGACAAUAACUUGAUUGGUUUGUGCGGUCAUGUGAAGUUUAGGGUUGAUUCCUUUGCAAUUCUAGAAAACAAUACAUUUCAUAAACAUCACAAAUACUUAGCAACAGUUAACAUUUUAUACUACAGCAAAAUUUGCAUCUUCAACAUUGAAUGUAUUUUGUAUUGCUUAGUUUAGUGGGUCCGUGUACCUCCCGUCCAUUCGAUUUCCAAUUCGCCAAAGCAAAUCAAAAAAAUAAUUUUGGCCCAUUUUUUCUAUUUUUAUUUCCAAAACAAAAGUUGGACAGCUAUUUAAUGACAUUUUUUUUUAAAUGACAAUAGGGCGCCUGCUGAACAAAUGUGCUACUGUUAUGCUAAAAACAUGCUAGACACGGAAGUUCAAUUUGUCAUCACACUGAUAAACACAGGUUUUUGCAUUUUGGAAAAACGUGGUUUGGAUUGUUGUGUUUAUCUGGAAAAAUAAACAUAAAUGGAAAGAAAACAGCACAAAAUCAAAUUUUAUGGCAAUAUUUUUAUGAAAAUCAACACUAUUCUGUUUGUUUUCAAAUCCCUCAUAAAUAGUAAAAAUCGAAAAACGGCCCUAACUUUGUUUUUUGAUUUGGGUUUGAGAAUUGGAAAUAGAAUGAAUGGAAGGUACACAGACCUUAGUGGUCCAAUGUGUUUUAUUUUUUGUUUUUAAAUGAAUGUGAAAAUGAAUGAAUCAAUACAGACUUUGACUUAUCUGCAAAAAAUGCAAUAAAAUGAGAAGAAAUGGACACUUUA